UGGACAGAGCAGUGCAGAUAGUAACCACAGAGGGGAAGUGUUGGCGUUGUGAAGCCCCUGCUGAUACUGAGUGUGUGUUGCAGCUGGCGUGGACCCCCCUGCUGGCGGCGUUCAGCGUGGGGCUGCAGGACUGUGAUGACCCCGAGGUGGCCUCUCUGUGCCUGGAGGGAAUCCGCUGUGCCAUCAGGAUCGCCUGCAUCUUCAGCAUGCAGCUGGAGCGGGAUGCGUAUGUCCAGGCUCUGGCCAGAUUCACCCUGCUGACAGCCAGCUCCAGCAUCACAGAGAUGAAGCAGAAGAACAUCGACACCAUCAAGACCCUGAUCACUGUGGCCCACACUGACGGGAACUACCUGGGCAACUCCUGGCACGAGAUCUUGAGGUGCAUCAGUCAGCUGGAGCUCGCCCAGUUGAUCGGCACCGGGGUGAAGACGCGCUACAUCUCAGGGGUGGUGCGGGACAAGGAGGCCGGCAUCAAGGGUCUACCCUCCGGCACAGAGGAGUUCAUGCCCCUGGGCCUGGGUAACCUGGUCGGCAGUCAGGACAAGAGACAGAUGGCUCACAUCCAGGAGUCAGUGGGAGAGACCAGUUCUCAGAGUGUGGUGGUAGCUGUGGACAGGAUCUUCACUGGAUCCACCAGACUAGAUGGAAACGCAAUCGUGGACUUUGUGCGCUGGCUGUGUGCCGUGUCCAUGGACGAGCUUGCCUCAGCACACCAGCCCAGGAUGUUCAGCUUGCAGAAGAUCGUGGAGAUCUCGUACUACAACAUGAACCGCAUCAGGCUGCAGUGGUCCCGAAUCUGGCAGGUCAUAGGAGACCACUUCAACAAGGUGGGCUGUAACCCCAACGAGGAUGUAGCCAUCUUUGCUGUGGACUCCCUGAGGCAGCUCUCCAUGAAGUUCUUGGAGAAAGGAGAGCUGGCUAACUUCCGCUUCCAGAAAGACUUCCUCCGGCCUUUUGAGCACAUCAUGAAGAAGAACAGGUCCCCCACCAUCAGAGACAUGGUGAUCAGGUGUGUGGCUCAGAUGGUCAACUCGCAGGCGGCUAACAUCCGUUCGGGAUGGAAGAACAUCUUCUCGGUGUUCCACCAGGCAGCCUCCGACCACGAUGAGACCAUCGUAGAGCUGGCCUUCCAGACCACUGGGCACAUCGUCAGUGAGUACACCUGCAGCUCUCUCCUCAGGGCAGCCAUUUUGGCUCAGGGGAUAUGA
Messenger RNA from Notothenia coriiceps (black rockcod), 1208 nucleotides. RefSeq names its product brefeldin A-inhibited guanine nucleotide-exchange protein 2-like. Bases 207 to 1208 code for a protein of 333 amino acids. The record is from RefSeq and is a predicted model, not a curated record. NCBI's taxonomy places the organism in Eukaryota, Metazoa, Chordata, Actinopteri, Perciformes, Nototheniidae. The transcript is spliced from 8 exons.